Saxophila tyrrhenica is the source of this 1368-nucleotide messenger RNA. RefSeq names its product ubiquinol-cytochrome c reductase core subunit 1 (gene QCR2). NCBI's taxonomy places the organism in Eukaryota, Fungi, Ascomycota, Dothideomycetes, Mycosphaerellales, Extremaceae. The transcript is spliced from 4 exons. Gene Ontology annotation, cellular component: mitochondrion. The record is from RefSeq and is a predicted model, not a curated record. Gene Ontology annotation, molecular function: metal ion binding. The coding region runs from base 1 to 1368 and encodes 455 amino acids.
AUGUUCUCGCGUGCAGCCAUCGGCCGUCAGGCGCAACGAGCCGCCUCCCGGUCGUGGCAGCAUCAACGAAGGGGUCUCGCUGAGCCAGCGUCUGGCUCCUUCCAAUACCAAGUCGGCGAUGCGCAAGGGGUCAAGAUUGCGAGUAGGGAAAUUCCUGGGCCGGUAGCGACUCUGGCGCUCGUCUCCUCCGCUGGUACCCGUUACCAGCCAGUUCCUGGUCUCGCGGAAGGGCUGGAGCGAUACGCGUUCAAGAGUACCGCCCGACGGUCGACACUACGGAUACAGCGCGAAUCUGAACUUCUGGGCUCCGCCCUGCAAACCCAUCACUCUCGCGAGAACGUCGUCAUUGGCGCAAAGUUUUUCCAAAAUGAUCUGCCAUACUUUGUGGAGCUACUCGCGGAAGUCGCAGCAAUGACGGAGUACAAGCCACACGUCCUUCACGAAGAGGUCUACCCAUUGAUGGAUCUGCUGCACAAGAAGUACCUCGGCAACACUCAGGAGAUGGCACUGAACAGCGCAUACGGCGUCGCCUUCCACCGCGGCCUCGGUGUCCCACUCCAACCGCCCUCGAAUCUCCCUUACAAGAAAUACCUCGACGCCGACAAUCUUGCCGACUACGCCUCUGCCGCUUAUGCCAAGCCGAACUUUGCUCUCGUUGGCAAUGGCGUCAGUCAGUCCGAGCUGAGCAAAUGGGUCGGCGAGAUGUUCACAGACGUUCCUUCUCAGGCGUCGUACCAGUUCAAGCCAGAGCAGACCAAGUACUUUGGUGGCGAGGAGCGUAUCGCUCACAGCUCUGGCAACUCUUUCGUCAUUGCUCUCCCUGGCUCCAGCUCGCCUACAGGAGGAUUCUACAAGCCUGAGGUGGCCGUGCUUGCCGCACUGCUGGGCGGGCAAUCCACGAUCAAGUGGUCUCCCGGCUUCUCUCUCCUCUCAAAGGCCUGCCAGGACACACCAAACAUGUUCAUCGACACCAAGUCCACCAUCUACUCCGACGCCGGCCUCGUCACCAUCACCAUGUCCGGCUCCGCAUCCGACAUUAAGAGCUCUGCUCCAAAGGUGGUGGAGGCGCUCAAGGGUGUCUCCCAGAACAUCGACAAGGAGGCUUUCGCAAAGGCCAAGGCUCUUGCAAAAUUCAAGGAGCUCGAGUACGGACAGGAGACCAGCGCCGCUAUGGAGCUGACUGGUGCCGGGCUUGUGCAUGGCGGCAAGGCCUACCAGAUUGACGAGGUGGCCAAGAGCGUGGACGGCGUGACAGAAGAGAAGGUGAAGCAAGCUGCGAAGGACGCGCUGGAAGACAAGGCCAGUGUGAGCGCUGUCGGCGAUCUGUACAUGCUGCCUUAUGCGGAGGAGAUUGGGUUGAAGGUGUAA